ACAUUCGUGUUGACAUUUCCUUCGUGUGUAAAUGUAGUUGUUCAGCAAUAUCCACAGAAGCAGCUAAAACAGAAGGUGAUGUUUCGGUACUUUCUGCGCUUAUUCCCGGUUCUUCCCGGUUGGAAACAACUCUUCACGCGCAUAAUGAAGAAAAAAUAAUGAAGAAAAGCGAAAGCAGAAGUGUUUCAUUAUUACUCCUUGUGUGAAAGACAGCUUGCGAAACACUAAUGAUCACGAUCGAGUUAUGAUUGUAUUAUAGCUCUGUGUAAUUUGUAGUCAUUAUGGACAUUAAAUGUGUUUAUAUUUCAGUACUCCUGAUGGUCGCUGACGGUACGUAAUGUCACUGUACGCGAGAAUAGCAUCUGAAUUUUGCUUUCUCAUUUUUAACGCAGUUUCUCUCUAUAGGGUUCACUGUGCGCGGUUCAUCUGGUCCUCUGGUCGCUCCUCUGGGAUCUUCAGUGGUUUUGCCCUGUUAUGUUGAUGAACUCUUACUGAUGGAGGGUCUGGAGGUGGAAUGGAGAAGAACAGACCUCACACCUGAACAGGUUUCGUGGAAGAAAAGAGAUGAAGAUGAAGAUAUUCUGGUUCUGCUCUACCAAAACAAACAGACUUUGCCAGAUUCAUCAGAUGAGCAUUACAGAGACAGAGUUGAGUUCUUCACUGCUGAAAUCCUCAAAGGAAACUUCUCUCUCAGACUGAAGGGUGUCAGAGCUGAGGACAGAGGAGUUUACGUGUGUCAAGUGUUUGCUGGAGAACUUUCAGCCAAUGCAGCUGUGGUACUGAAGACACUGGGUUUCUCUUCUUUGCACGUAAUGGUGUUGGUUUUCUGUUUUGCUGCUGGAUCUGGAGCUGUUCUUCUGCUCUGCUGUCUGAUCUACUGCAGAUCAACAAACACAGUCUCCAGCAGCACAAUCUGGAGUCUUCAGCUUUCUCUGGUCUUUUGUCCGAAUAUCUGUAUGUCCUUCGCCUUCAUCUUCUGGCGCUCUUACUGAAGGAUUUCUGCACGAGACCAUUACCUGCUGUGCUCUUUAUAUUCUGAGACCUGUUAUGUUGAUUUGGGCUUUGCCCUGUUUAAACUAUCUUCAAGACAGCAUUAAAACAUGGAUCAAGUUUUUCAAAAUAACAAGAGAAUUUGCUGUCUUUACAGUCAUUCUUCAUUCAGUUAUUUUAAAAUAUGGCUUGAGAAGGCAUGCACAUGAUGCAAACAUCGCUCUUUGCAUUAUGUCUGGAAUAUUCUUUGGCUUUGUUGUGCUGUUGUGUCUCAUCCUAAGUGGAGUUGACUUUAUAAGGCUAACCUGUCAAAAGAUGUCAGGAGGUGUUUUCCCAUGCAACCAAACUCAAGGUCUUUUCCCCCUGUAUAGUUUUCUUUUGUCUUUUUGUCAAUUGUUCCAUUUGAUGUUCUCAUUAGAACUUCCCUCUCCAGCAUUUUUAACCGUGGCAUUUGUUACACAAGUACUGCUCAUCUAUAUACCAUUUAUACCUCUUGUGGAAGCAAAACUGAAUUCUCUCUGUCAAAGAUGGAUAAUGUUAUUGUGGAUCACAACACUCCUGCAUAUCAUCCUCCAGAUUUACUUUCAUCUAGACAUAUUGCAAAAAGAGAAAGAGUAUGUGGAAUGGACCUGCGUCGUUUCUUUUCUUGAAGUUCUCAGGAUGAUGGUGGUUUUUGAAAACAGCGUGCCAGGUCAGACUCAGACACAACGACAUCAGACGAAUCAACAGGAAUCAAAUGCAUUGCAUCUCUGUAAUGAAAUCAUGUACAUGUUUGGAGCAGUUGGUCUUGUUUUGUUGAGCUCUGUUACACUGACUGCAGAACUGAUCCUGAAAGCACGAAACGACGAGCGAGUUUUGAAGGAUCUUAGAUUCAUUGUCUUCCCUUCCGAAGGUGUUUUUGCCUUGUAUUGGCUCGUGUUACAAAUGAAUGCUUACUGGAAGAUUGUUACAACUGAAAACCUCGACGCACAAAGGUGCUCGCAUCAAAAAGAUCAACUCAUGAACUCACCAGAGACUGAGAUGGAGAAUCUGUCCGCACAGUAAAACACAAAACAAAAUAAGACUGAAAACUAAUUUGUGCAGCAGGAGGUUUGGUGACAUUCUGUUACAAAUAACUUGCUUUUUUGUGGCUGUAUUUAAGUUUUGUAUAAUCAAGCAUUCAGAUUGAUGUAUAGCUCAUGUAAAUGUGGCAUGUUUGAAUAUUUAAUAGCAGUGAUGGGAAUAACGGCGUUAUAAAUAACGCGCGUUACUAACGCCGUUACUUUUUUCAGUAACGAGUAAUCAAACGAAUUACUUUUUCUCCCGUUACAACGCCGUU
Molecule: messenger RNA, 2308 nt
Organism: Megalobrama amblycephala (Wuchang bream)
Lineage: Eukaryota; Metazoa; Chordata; Actinopteri; Cypriniformes; Xenocyprididae
Exons: 17
Coding region: 1048-2034 (328 amino acids)
Source: RefSeq, a predicted model, not a curated record